GGGUCACAUCCUACUCACUGCAUACACUCCUCACCAGUGGACGGGCUGCCUGACACUCAGUUCCUCCUGGAAAUCACUGGCAGGAGUUUGUAGCGCUCAGCAGCAUGGAAGUAACCAAAGGAGAGGACCGCUCGGCUGCACAGGCUGCGUCUUUAUUUGGGACACCAGAGCUGGAGAGUCAAGGCAGAAACAAUGAGCGGGGAAAGAAGAAGAAAAACCACUGUAAAAUCAUAACUGGGGUUCUGUUGCUGUGCUUACUGGUGGUUAUCCUGGCUAUGGUGUUUUCUCUGAGAAAGAGCAGUGAUGGAAACGGAGGGAAGAUCUGGCUGCAGGAGGCCGAUGAGGAAAUUCAACAGCCACAGUGUCCACCCGGUUUUUCCAGACCUCCUCUCAUCCUGGUGUCCUUGGAUGGUUUCAGGGCGGAGUAUCUAAAAGAUCACAGCAGCCACCUUCCUGUUAUCAACAAGUUGCGAAAUGCCGGAACAACAACUGCAUACAUGAGACCUGCUUAUCCCACAAAGACCUUUCCCAACCACUACAGCAUUGUGACUGGCCUUUAUCCUGAGUCUCAUGGGAUUGUGGACAACAAGAUGUACGAUGUGACCCGAAACGCUUUCUUCAGCUUAAAAACAGAUGAGAAAACAAACCCACAAUGGUAUCAAGGAGAGCCAGUCUGGCUCACUGCCAUACGUCACAAACUGAAAGCAGGAAGCUUCUUCUGGCCUGGCUCAGAUGUAGCCAUCAAUGGCACCUUACCUGACUUCUACAAGCUGUAUGACAAGAGCAUUACAUUUGAGAGGAGGGUGUCGACGCUGUUUGAAUGGCUCAGUUUACCACAGGGAGAAAGACCAGACUUCUACACUUUGUACCUGGAUGAACCUGACUCAUCAGGACAUUAUUAUGGGCCAAGAAGCCAACAGGUCGUUCAGGCCUUGGAAAAUGUGGACAGGAUUGUGGGCAUGCUAAUGGAUGGCCUGUUACAGAGAGACCUGCAGCACUGUGUCAACCUGAUAAUCGUAUCAGACCACGGCAUGGAGGAGGCUUCGUGUGAAAAGACAGCAAUUUUGUCAACCUACCUGGACAACACUGGCGACUUUUCUGUCAUCCAAGGCCCUGCUGCUCGCAUCAGACCCAGUCGCCUCCCAGAUAAUUACUUUUCCUUCGACUAUGAGGGCCUUGUGAAGAACUUGUCGUGCAGGACCUCUGACCAGCCAAUGAGGCCUUACCUCAAAGAAAACCUCCCCAAAAGGAUGCACUAUGCUAACAACAAACGCAUAGAGAGAGGCCACCUCUAUAUGAAGGAAGGUUGGCAGGCGGCGCUUAACCGUGCGGAUAUCAAGUACUGCACAGGGGGAUUCCACGGCUCAGAUAACCUCUUCACCAACAUGCAGGCAAUCUUCAUUGGCCACGGUCCAGGAUUUAAAGAAAACACUGUUGUGCCCCCUUUUGAAAACAUUGAAAUAUAUAACCUCAUGUGUGACCUCCUCGGUAUUCGUCCUGCUCCAAACAACGGGACUCACGGCAGCCUGAACCACCUUCUGAAGAGUCCAGUCCACUUCCCAGUUCACCCAGCACAGCUCUCCCAUGAUACCCCCUGUGAAGCCAGCGACCCUGUCUCCACUGAUGAUCUGCAGUGCACCUGUGCAUCUCAAACUAAGACAAUGGAGGCAGAUAUGAACAAACAUCUUAUGACAGUUAAUUCCAGUGUUAAAGCUAGCUUACGCCGCCUACACCAUCCCUUUGGCACCCCUCACGUCGUCCAACCAGGUGCCACCUUUUGUCUUCUCCAUCAGUCUAACUAUCUCAACGGAUACAGUAAAGAUCGCCUCAUGCCCCUCUGGGUGUCGUACACCAUCCAGCCUCUGACCAGAGUCCGACCCCUGAGCCCAGAGUCGGAGGCGUGUGUUCGUGCUGACGUGCGCAUCCCACCGGCCGCCAGCCAGCUGUGUGCACGCUACAGAGACAACCCCACUCUGUCCUAUGGCCUGCUGCAUCCCCCCAAUCUGAGUGCCAGUGGACAUGAGACAGACUCUCUUAUCACAAGCAACAUGGCACCAAUGUUCCCUGCAUUUAAAGAUGUUUGGGAUUAUAUCCAUGAUGACCUGCUUCCAAAAUAUUCUCAAGAACUGAACGGAGUCAACAUCAUGAGUGGGCCGAUAUUUGAUGAAGACUUUGAUGGAAACGUUGAUGCACUCAGAGCAAUUUUAAGGAAUGAGGCUCCCAUCCCGACGCAUUUCUUCAUGAUCCUGACCAGCUGCGGGAACUCGACCUUCAGCCCUGUUAAUUGCGAGGGUCCCCUGCAGGCCAAGUCCUUCAUCCUGCCCCACAGACCUGACCACACAGAGAACUGUGCUCAUGGGUUGAACGAGACGUGGGUGAAGAAAUGGCUGCAGUUUCACACAGCACGAGUCAGAGACAUCGAGCUUCUGACCGGACUCAGCUUUUACCACGCCAGGUUAUCAGUGGAAGAGACACUACAGCUCAAGACAUAUCUACAGACUGCCUAAAAUCAGAGGCCUUGUCGAAUGAAGCUUUAAUUUCCAAAGAAAGCGGUACUGGUCUGCACAACAGGCCCCUGUCCACGUGGACACAGUUAAGUUCCAUCCAGGGUUUUUGUAAUACGACAGAUCCCCAAAAAGGUUUUAUUGUUAUUUGAUGUGUGAAAGCUGUAUAUUUGUUUUUGAUCAUGUUUUGAUUAAUUAAGUUUUAUAAACUAGAUUCGGGAGCUAAGGCCACGCCUCAAACUCAUCCAAUUUCCGCACACCAAGUACUUAAGCACACCUUUUCCGUUCACGUCCCCUUGACGCGACUUUCUCAUCCCUCCCACCCAAAUCCCUUUCUGUUUCUCUCUCUCUCUCCCUCUGCUCUCUUCUCUCUCUUUGUCUGCAUACAGGAACCAGGGAGGUUUCCGCACGUCUGCAGACUAAGAGACGACUCACCCACCCCAAGUCUCGCCUCCACCGGUUCCCGCACACCUUCUCGCCAGCAGACACUGGUCUGCUCUUCACUCACGCAUCCAUCGGCGCAUAUCUGACUCCUCCCCUUCAUCCCUCACCUGUCUUCCCCUCAGCCCUUCAUCCAUCACACCUCAACCCCUACCCCUCAUUCCUCGACCCUCUCCCCCAUCCCUACAUACCUCAGCCUACCCUCUCGGCACUCGAUCCGUUCUUUUCAUAUAAUCUGUCUCGGCUCCAUUACAAGCAAUAAACCAUUGUUAAUCUUCUACGUUCGUAGGCGUGGUCUUUGUUAGUGAAAUGAUUUUAUAGAGAAAAUUCAGAGGGCUUUUUUAUGAUUGAGGCUCCGGUGCUCUGAACCAAAAAACACCGUCACAUCUGCUGAGUGGCAGUGUUUCCUCAGAUGGGAACGUUUGGCGGGAACAAAAUAAAAGGGAAAAGAAACACUUAAAGUAUUGAUGGAAGAAGAAUCUAUUUAUACUACAAUUGCUUUUAUUGACAGGGGCACUUCAAGAAACACAUGACAAUCUGGAAACAAAUUGCUGCCAGACAGCUGGAGAGUUUGCUGCAACAGCCGGGGGAAAAAACUCGAAAGAAUCGAAUAAAAAAUAUAGGUUUUGGUACUCGACAAUAACACUUUCACCACAGUUCAUGGUAGUUGUUUUUUUUGUAUUUUCUUAAAAACAACAUUGGUGCUGUAUUAAGUAUUUUGUAAAUUUUUGGUUUGGUUAAUGACAUAUUUGAGUGUGUGUGUGUGUGUGUGUGUGUGUACUGUAUGCAUGGAUGGAUUAUGAAACAAAUUUGUCCCUGGGCACAGACAUGUAAAAUGCCCCCGACAUCCUGCACAGGAGUGAGAGACCCAGACUGAAAGAGACAUAAAAUAAAUACAAACAACUCAUUUUGUUUGUAGUUAUUCUGUGUCUCUUUCUAGUAAUGUCUUUAUCUCUUUUUGGUUGUUUGCAUCUCUUUGUAGUAAUUUUUCAUCUCUUUGUGGUUGUUUGUUGCCCAAAAUGGUGUCCCAUAUAUUAACCCAUCCAUGACUGUGUGUGUGUGUGUGUGUGCGCUGAAAUAAUUUCUGGUAUCUUCAUAGUUUCUGUUCAGCCUUUUUAUCUUUGCUCUUCACAGCAACUGUCUGGAAGUCGAGCUUGGUAGGUCAUUUGUGGAAAAUAUAUAUAUACAUUUCCAUAAUGCAUAGAGUUUGUCAGUCUUGUCAGAAAUGGCAGCUAUGGUCAAAUACACAAUUUCAUAUAAAACUCUUCCACACUGAAA
Messenger RNA from Micropterus dolomieu (smallmouth bass), 4223 nucleotides. RefSeq names its product ectonucleotide pyrophosphatase/phosphodiesterase 1 (gene enpp1). The transcript is spliced from 23 exons. The record is from RefSeq and is a predicted model, not a curated record. Lineage: Eukaryota; Metazoa; Chordata; Actinopteri; Centrarchiformes; Centrarchidae. Gene Ontology annotation, biological process: regulation of bone mineralization; negative regulation of fat cell differentiation; inorganic diphosphate transport. Bases 105 to 2507 code for a protein of 800 amino acids. Gene Ontology annotation, cellular component: cell surface. Gene Ontology annotation, molecular function: dinucleotide phosphatase activity; phosphodiesterase I activity; metal ion binding.